GAAGGGGACAGUCCAGAUAGCGACAGAAAUUAACAGUCAUUAGACACUGUCGGCUGCAGUGAAUUAUUCAGACAUUUUUGGACAUUCAGUGAUAAUUCUGAAAGUAGCUGAUACUGUGGAGAACAGUGGAAAAUCCUUAACCUUCUCAAAUACAGUUGUUACCCGCAUCUCUACUAAACUAGAUCCAAGGUCAAGAAUGUUCCAGUUUACUCUUACCAGCCCAGCUGUGACUAUGGCGUUGCUUUUAACCCUUGUAAAUAUCGCGAUCGUUACCCCCCAAGAGAUGUCAGUCCGCUUCAAUUAUCUGAGGCCUGGUUAUACCUUUGUAGAGCUUAGCUCGUGGAGUUCAUUACGACGCUCUUACUCGGCUAAAAGUGUAACAGAAUGUGCAUUGAUGGCUUUAAACAGAAUGGUCACUUCUGAUGUUCUAUUCUUUUCUUAUAACAAGACAAAUCAGUUGUGUAGUACUUACGCAUCAGGUACUGGGGUUAUACCGUCCGGUCAAUAUGGCAGCCACGAACUGUGCUUAUAUAAAGCUGAUACAACGUUGAUGGUUUAUAGAGUAAGCAUCCCUACGGAAGCGUCCAUUUAUAAUAGCUUUUACAAAAUACCACCAUACGCUGCAGGCAGAAGUAUCUACCGGAAUAUGAUCCUUGACUCAUGGAUAAAUCUUCCGAUCGUUAAGGCGCAAAUCAUAGGUUACAAAAGCGGAACGGUCGUUGUGGAUUUGAGAUUUGAUGUACGUAAUUCAACCCUUCGUAACUGGUUUCAGUAUGAGAGACUGCUAAACAAGCCAUGGACUGAUCUCAACGCAACCAGCUUUAAUAUGUUUUCAGCUCUAGGAAAUGAAGUCGAUCGUUCCUUCUCCAUUGGAUAUUUUGGAGAUAAUUGUGAUGAGGAUCGUGGAUGGUUCACUGUUAUUGAUCGUCCAUUUAACUGUUCGUAUGCCAAUUUCUCACAUUAUCCUGCAAUUCUUUAUGCCAAUUCAAAGACACAAACCUACUGGAACCAAGGUAAGUCUCUGAUAUCACCUGAUUGACGACAUGCGAUUGCUUGUCUACCUGAAUUAAUGGCAAAUCUAAGUUUAACUGCUGCUUUUCCUGUAAGCUUCUCCGAGUUCAAUACUUAAGAAUAUUCUACGAUUUUGCACCCGCAAUCAUUAUCAUAUUGAUCCACUUUUUUUUCCAGGCAACUUUUCUAUUAUUAUAAUCCUUAUAUUUACUUUUAUCACGGAAAAAAUUGCUACUCUUUUACUUGUUUCAGUCAUUUGACUGCAGCCAUGCUGGAGCACCGACUUUAGUUGAGCAAAUCGACCC
Octopus sinensis (East Asian common octopus) is the source of this 1316-nucleotide messenger RNA. RefSeq lists its product as uncharacterized. The record is from RefSeq and is a predicted model, not a curated record. The transcript is spliced from 7 exons. The coding region runs from base 197 to 1039 and encodes 280 amino acids. Lineage: Eukaryota; Metazoa; Mollusca; Cephalopoda; Octopoda; Octopodidae.